CUUCCUUAAUUGCAAAUGCAGGUUUUGCAUUACAUUAGGAAAAUCAAAGAGAUUGGUGAUGAUGAACAAGGCUACGACCUGGACUUGUUCUGCAUACCUAAACAUUAUGCAGACGAUUUGGAAAAAGUCUAUAUUCCUCAUGGGCUCAUCAUGGACAGGACGGAAAGACUGGCACGAGAAAUUAUGAAGGGCAUGGGAGGACACCACAUUGUGGCUCUCUGCGUACUGAAGGGGGGCUAUAAAUUUUUUGCUGAUUUAUUAGACUACAUCAAAGCCCUGAACAGAAACAGUGACAAAUCAAUCCCCAUGACUGUCGACUUCAUUAGGUUGAAGAGUUACUGUAAUGAUCAGUCAACUGGAGAUAUCAAAGUCAUUGGGGGAGAUGACCUCUCAACCUUGACUGGAAAGAAUGUUUUGAUCGUAGAAGAUAUAAUUGAUACUGGUAAAACAAUGAAAACGUUGCUGUCUCUACUUAAGCAGUACAAUCCAAAGAUGGUGAAAGUAGCCAGUUUUACAUUGGUUUUAUUUGACAGUUUGUUGGUAAAAAGAACUCCUCGAAGUGUUGGAUAUCGACCAGACUUUGUUGGAUUUGAAGUGCCAGACAAAUUUGUUGUGGGAUACGCCCUAGAUUACAAUGAAUACUUUAGAGAUUUGAACCAUAUCUGUGUGAUCAGCGAGACAGGGAAGCAGAAGUACAAAGCAUGAAAGCAGAGUUCAAGUGCUGUGACAACAGAGCUUUGAAAUGUUUUGUUUACUGAGUCCUAUCUUUCACAAGCUUCAGCUCUGGUACACCAGCUACACUUGUAGAAUGCCCCAGCCCCAUUGCCAUAUGCUUACUGUAAUUUAUUGCAUGUACAAUAUAAGAGCUCGUCUUGUUCAUUUAUAUUUUAGAAAUGUAAACAACUAGUGCAAUUCUGCACUCCUUAUUUUGAUUUGCACUAUGACUCUACCGACUAUUGCUGCCCCUGGUUGGGUUGUGCUGUUUGUGAGCUCCAGAGUCUAACUCUUGCAGUGGUAAAUUGCUUAAACCUCAUCAACCCAGAACUGAAAUAGUUCAAGUACUGUAAAUGUAAAACAUUUUAUGAUAGGGAAGUCUAUUAGUAAUAUUUUUAAAAUCUGUAAUUUAAGUUUUAUAUUUUAAUGCACAGAUGUGAUUGUGAUUAAUGGAUAGUUGCACCUUUGGGUGUUAUAAAGCAUGAGGAGCAGCCAGUUACAGUAUCUGUAAUCUCCAAGGAGUUCAUUCAAAUCUCCAGGAGUUGCCUUAUUGCUGUAAAGGAAGUUUGAGUGGAAACAUGUCUUUUUCCUUUUUUUCUUUUUUUUUUUUUUUUUUAAGAUGGAAUGACAAAACAGAAUGUUUAAAAUCUAGUUUUAGUUGAGCUGCCUAUUUCUGUUAGAUUUUUUUUCUUUAAAAAUAUCCAUCAGUCUGUGGAAUUGCCUUUUAAAUUUAAACAAUUUUAAUAUAUUUGUGAAAAAAAAAAGUAUUGUAAUGUUUACUUUACAAGAUCUAAAAAGCAAAGUACUUUAAAUAAAGGCUGUCUCUUUAAAAGAAGCCCCACACAUCUAUCCCACUCAUUCUGUAUAUUAAAGUGCUCUUGAAAUUUCCUUCUCAGUAAUAUUGUCCAUAAGUGUUUGUAACGGUGAAGGCAGACUCUGCAUUUGUUGCCUUUGUAAAGCUUCUGGUUAACAUAAUCCUGUCUGUGAGAGAUGAUAAAAUGCUGAGGGAAGAUAUUGAAACAGUUGCAUAUUUUCUGACCAAACUAGGUUUCAGAGGAAAUGGUUUAAGCACUGUCCUGUCUUGGCAAAAGUGAAGAGUGGAGGUUCCAUGUUCAUUAAACAUAUCCAUGUGG
Molecule: messenger RNA, 1847 nt
Organism: Empidonax traillii (willow flycatcher)
Lineage: Eukaryota; Metazoa; Chordata; Aves; Passeriformes; Tyrannidae
Gene: HPRT1
Product: hypoxanthine phosphoribosyltransferase 1
Exons: 9
Coding region: 16-705 (229 amino acids)
Biological process (GO): IMP salvage; purine ribonucleoside salvage; guanine salvage
Molecular function (GO): hypoxanthine phosphoribosyltransferase activity; magnesium ion binding
Source: RefSeq, a predicted model, not a curated record